CAUCCGCAGCAAUGGCAUCCCGUCUGGCAAGGAGCGCGGUCGGCGCCGCCCGUCUCCGCCCAACACUCCCUCUCCGAAGCCUGCCCUCCAUCGCGGCCCACAUCCAGCCCGUCCGCUUCAACAGCAAUGUGCCGCAGGAGGACCCCAAGAAGAAGGCCCAGUCCAUGAUGGACGCCAUCCCCGUGCCCGGCAACAGCCCCCUCACCAAGGCCGCCGUGCUCUCGGCCGGUGCGGGCCUGAGUGUUGCCGCCAUCAGCAACGAGCUCUACGUCGUCAACGAGGAGACGAUUGUCGCCCUCUCGCUCAUCACCAUCUGGUGGGCCGUCUGGAAGUACGCCGGCCCGGCCUGGGGAGACUAUGCCCAGCAGCAGAUCGACAAGGUCUCGGGCAUCUUGAACGCCGCCCGCGCCGACCACACCUCGGCCGUCAAGCAGCGCAUCGAGAGCGUCCAGGAUCUCGGCGGUGUCAUUGACAUUACCAAGACCCUGUUCGAGGUUUCCAAGGAGACUGCCAAGCUCGAGGCUCAGGCUUUCGAGCUCGAGCAAAAGACAGCCAUCGCCCACGAGGCCAAGACUGUUUUGGACUCGUGGGUGCGCUACGAGGGCCAGGUCAAGCAGAGGCAGCAGCGUGAGCUUGCCGAGGCCAUCAUCGCCAAGAUCGACAAGGAGCUCGAGAACCCCAAGACGCUCAAGCAGAUUCUCGACCAGAGCAUCACCGAUGUUGAGAGGAUCGUCACCCAGAAGCGAUCAGCCCUCUAGAAACAUCAACACGUCAAGAUUACUCCAUGUUACAUACACCUGUGCAAUAGUCAAGCCCUUCAAUAGAGAGAGUACCCAAGGCUUGGGAAAAGCCAAUUUGAUCUUUUUUCGCUCCCGA
Messenger RNA from Dothidotthia symphoricarpi CBS 119687, 876 nucleotides. RefSeq names its product ATP synthase subunit 4 mitochondrial precursor. The transcript is spliced from 4 exons. Gene Ontology annotation, molecular function: proton transmembrane transporter activity. The record is from RefSeq and is a predicted model, not a curated record. Lineage: Eukaryota; Fungi; Ascomycota; Dothideomycetes; Pleosporales; Dothidotthiaceae. Gene Ontology annotation, biological process: proton motive force-driven ATP synthesis. Bases 12 to 758 code for a protein of 248 amino acids.